CGCUGCUUUCAAUAAAGUGAAUAGCAGAAGUGAAUGGGAGCCAGUAGCCUGGAAUCUCUCCUCUUCUCUGUAUAUCAAUAAAGCUUCACAAGCACCAAGGUAUCCAGGAAACAGGGAGGACUUAACUAUUAACUGCAAAGGCAGCUUGUGAUAUCGACUCAAAGGACGAUCUGCAGCAAGGAUUACUCAAAACAGCCUCCAAAACUGCCACCCUCACCAUUUUUGUGCCAUGGAUUUCAACCUGCUGACUAAUUCUGAGGCUCGUAGUCCAACCCUGUCUCUCUCUGACUCUGCAACACCCCAACAUGACCACAGCUGCAAAGGGCAAGAACACAGCGAUACAGAAAAAUCACAACAGAACCAAACAGAUGACUCUAAUCCUGAAGAUGGCUCCUUAAAAAAGAAACAGCGGAGACAAAGGACACAUUUCACAAGCCAGCAGCUGCAAGAACUUGAAGCAACUUUCCAGAGAAACCGGUACCCAGACAUGAGCACAAGAGAGGAGAUUGCUGUGUGGACCAACCUUACAGAAGCCAGAGUGAGGGUUUGGUUCAAGAAUCGAAGGGCAAAAUGGAGGAAAAGAGAGCGGAACCAGCAGGCAGAACUCUGCAAAAAUAGUUUUGGGGUCCAGUUUAAUGGACUAAUGCAGCCAUAUGAUGAUAUGUAUUCUGGAUACUCAUAUAACAACUGGGCUACCAAGGGUCUUGCUACUAGCCCACUGUCUGCCAAGAGCUUUCCAUUUUUUAACUCAAUGAAUGUAAGUCCUCUGUCAUCUCAACCUAUGUUCUCCCCACCAAACUCCAUUGCCACCAUGACCAUGCCUUCCUCUAUGGUUUCUUCCGCAGUGACUGGAGUCCCAGGCUCUAGCCUUAACAACUUGGGAAAUAUUAACAACCUCAACAGCCCCAGCCUCAACUCUGCUGUUUCAGCUAGCGCAUGUCCCUAUGCUUCCACGGCCAGCCCAUAUAUGUACAGGGAUACCUGCAAUUCCAGCCUGGCAAGUCUGAGGCUGAAAGCUAAACAACAUGCUAACUUCACAUACCCAGCAGUACAGACUCCGGCUUCCAACCUAAGCCCAUGUCAGUAUGCUGUGGACCGGCCAGUAUGAAGGACCACAUACCAAAGACUUGACUGUAGCCAUAUAACAGAAGACCUAUUUUCCCUGCAGUUUAUGUUUUUCUUUAGGCAAAAUGGGCAUGCAACGACCUCUGAUAAAAUAUUUCCAUUUUUAACAUGAGAAUGCAAAAUUUUGGGGGGGUUUUAAAGGACAUACUGUAUGAUGUACAACGUGAAUACAG
Spea bombifrons (plains spadefoot toad) is the source of this 1298-nucleotide messenger RNA. RefSeq names its product paired like homeodomain 3 (gene PITX3). The record is from RefSeq and is a predicted model, not a curated record. Gene Ontology annotation, cellular component: nucleus. Lineage: Eukaryota; Metazoa; Chordata; Amphibia; Anura; Pelobatidae. The coding region runs from base 230 to 1108 and encodes 292 amino acids. Gene Ontology annotation, molecular function: DNA-binding transcription factor activity, RNA polymerase II-specific; RNA polymerase II cis-regulatory region sequence-specific DNA binding. The transcript has 4 exons. Gene Ontology annotation, biological process: anatomical structure morphogenesis; regulation of transcription by RNA polymerase II.